Messenger RNA from Gamsiella multidivaricata, 1889 nucleotides. RefSeq lists its product as uncharacterized. The transcript is spliced from 2 exons. NCBI's taxonomy places the organism in Eukaryota, Fungi, Mortierellomycota, Mortierellomycetes, Mortierellales, Mortierellaceae. Bases 350 to 1831 code for a protein of 493 amino acids. The record is from RefSeq and is a predicted model, not a curated record.
UGCGGAGGCGACAAAGAGCCGUGGUUCGCACUGGACCCAGCCCACGCCCGCUCCCGCUCUCGCUCUCGUCCUCUUCAAAGUCGGAUCCCACUCCUUCUCUUCAUUCCAUCCCUCCUCCAUCGCCCAUCGACUCCACUGCCAGGCCUCAUCAGCUCAUCAGCUCAUCAGCAGACACCGAGAUCAACCUAUACCAGCUAUCGUAUAUCCAGCCCUGGCUCUUUUGUGGACCUGCAUUUUGAGCACUGCAUCCCGACCGUUUUUCUAUUUUCCCUUGAUACCAUUCUACAUUCGGCCACUCCUCCCCCUCCUCUCCUCCCCUCCUCCCUCCUUCAUAUCUGAUUGAUCACAGAUGCCGAACGUACAAUCAAAGUUCUCAACGUAUCGGAAGCUAGUCCCCACAAAGUAUGUGAACCGGAUCACACUGGAGCUGCAGCGGACAUUUCUCGUGGCCCUCUCGCUCCUGAAGGCCCAUCGUCGCAAGGCCAUCCUCUUGUCCUUGGGUCCGGCCACGAUCCUAAAGUUCAUCACGGUCAUUCUACCGAUCAUCAAGUUACUCCCCCCGACCAUCAAGGCCAUCAAAACCCUCAGCUACUUCACAUCUUCAUCAUCUUCGACAGCAACGAGAAACGGCGGCGGGAACAGCAGCAACGGUGCGAAUGCGUUGGCAAAUCGGGAGGCAAACGCGUCAGCAGCGGCGGCGGAGGGACUGGGGAUGAGCAUGGACGAGUUGAGCGAGAUCCUGUGGACGCCGGCAGAGGAUACGUACUGGGAGAGGGUGAAUGCGAUGAUGACACGGUUUGGACUGUGCAAGACCCUUGGGGUGAGUCUUGCAGGCGUACGGCCAGGACGCGUCGAGAUUAUCAUGCCCUUCAGGACCGAGGUUUCGGGUGAGGGAGGAGCCUUCCAUGCUAGCUUGCUGCCAACGUUAAUUGCGAUGACCAGCCAGUUAACAGGAAUGACACUCUUGCCCCGGCACUUUACUCUCAAACCGAUCGAUUUCAAAUGCAACAUCCUCUCCGAUUGUGAUGCUUCAACGUACUUGCUCGUCUCACGCGGAGCCGUCGUCGUGCGUGGGGAUCAUAGUAUUACGGUCAAGGUCGAGAUUAUGAAAGCCAGCGGUCUACUGCCCGGAUCGUCCGACAUUGUUACCUCGCCCUCAACCCCUUCAGCCUCGUACAGACCCGCCAUGUUUUCUUGGAAGAGCUGGGUCGGGGCAACAACAGCACCACCACCCCUGCCAUCACCGACUGCAACUGGCGGGAACGUCCUGGUGCCAGGCACGGGGAUCGAGCGCAGCAAAUUCGUCGUGUGUGCGUCGGGGAUGCAGACCAGCGUCGUGGUACGUGCGGGCACGGAUCAGGACAAUGAGGAGGAGUAUGAGAUUCAGCGGUUGAAGCGAGAACGGGAGGAGCGACUGAGGCGGUCGUCUUCGACUUCUUCAUCUUCAUCAUCGUCCUUGAUCGCGGAUACAGUCGAGGAUGCGAUUGUGCUUGGAGACAGCUUCCUGCCGCUUUCUUCACGACCGAUCUCUCCGACUGUGGUGACAACAUCGAAAUCACUGGAGCAUCACCACCAGCAACAUCAACAGCAGGAUGUUCUUACGCAGUCGACGGACAGCAGCUCGUUCGAGGCUGUGUUACCAUCAUCGUCAUUCGUGGUCGAGUCCAAGGAGCUUCACCAGUCUGUGCCUGUGCCGGGCUCAAAGACGACGACAGCCGCCAAGCCCAUGUCCUAUGCCUCUGCAGUUCGUCAUCAACCAGAGUCAGUGGUCCCUCAUCUGCAGCUCCAUCAAUACGAACAGACUAGCGACACAGAAGUAUGGCAACGAUAAAUGAAGCUCAUAGUUUUCAGUCCAAUCAUCGCAAUAAAAAAAUAAAAUAAAAACCAGC